UGCUAGUCGUAACACAUGAGUCUGACUCCCCUAGUAGUACUUACGUACUAAUAUGGCGAUGCUGAAAAAAACCGGUUAAUUUGUUGAUGUUUUAUAUAUACGGGUUGAUUUAAAAGAACUCGCGAAGAUGAUAAAAAUAUCGGCGCUAAAUGAGGAAUCUAGUGAAGAGAGCGAAGACGAAGAUGUGCCAACGAUCACGAAAGAAGCUCAAGAACAAAUAGCUCUCACUGAAUAUAAUAAAGCCUUAGUAUUAUUGAAGGAGAACAAACAGGAAGAUGCUCUAAAUAUUUUUAAAGAUCUUUUAGAAACUGAACUGUUAGACGAGGUUGAAAAACCUGAUGUGUCUGAUGGCAGAUCUAGGCCAAUGUUGUUGUUAAAGUAUUCUUGUUUCAAAAAUAUUGCUGCUAUAAGAACUGCAACAGGAAAUUACGAUGAAGCAAUAGAAAAUUAUUGGGAAGCUGCAAAUUUGGAUGAUACGGAUGUAACAUUGUGGUAUAGGAUAGGCACUUUAGCUAUGAAAACCUCUAACUUAGAGUUAGCUUGUUCAUCAUUUAAGCAAGGUUUAAAGUGUAAUUCAAAUCAUUGGCCAUGUUUAGAUGAUAUGAUAACUGCCUUAUAUGCUGUUCCUGAUUAUAUGAAUUGUCUUUUAUAUAUUUCUAUGGCAUUAGAACGUGACCCCACAUAUGUGAAAGGUUUGGCUUUCCGUGACAGAAUAUUCAAAGACAUUCCAUGCCUUCAAGAAUGUUACAAAUUGUAUAAUAGUGAUUGGCAAUUAGAUCCUCCAUUGUACACUGAAUAUGAUCACAUAGUAGGAGAUAAAUUAUUAGCAGAAGCAAAAGAUGUUGCCACAAGAUGGGCAGAAACAUGUAAAAUAGAAUUUACUCCAAAACCACUACCAGACCUGACACUAAGAAAACCAAUAAAAAGCUGCACCUGGUUAGAUGUUGGAGAAAGUUUAUUAGAUAUACAUAGAUACAUCACUGAAAAUGACUUAAGUUUUGUUAGUAGAAUUAAUUUAACAAUUCUUAAUCCUGAAGAAAUACUUUUAAAAGUAAAUAAUGAAGAUGUUACCCAAGUCAAUAAUGAAACGAAUAUCAAUCAAGAUGUAUUGCAAGAUAUUUCCGUAAAGAAAGAAAAUGAUACUGAGAAACUGUCAAAAAUGGACACGGAUGAAGUAAAUUUUCCAUUUGAACCAAUGGAUGACAAUCAAAUGUGUGAUGGCGGUGACACUGUAAUGGAAGUUGAAGAAGAAGAUGAUAAAAAAUCAUGUUCUAGUGAUGUACAGAUCAUAGAGGAUGAGGAUCCUCUGAGGAUUUCAGACACAGAGCAGGGUAUUUCAGAGCAAAAUCAAGUACAAAAUGAAUCAGUAGAGCAAAAUAAUUUUGAAAUAGAUGAGAAUGGCGAGAAGUUACAUUCUGAGAAAAUAGUGGAUGAUACUUCUAACACUGGUAAUGAAGUACAGAAUGAUAAAGUUAGUGAUAAAGAUAGCAACAAAUCCAGUGAAAAGCCAUAUGAAAAAGACUUAAAGAAAGCAGAUAAAAUACAGUGCAGGGGAGAAGAAAAAUGUAAUGAUAAAAAUGAGACAAAAGAAGAAGGACAAAAGGUGAAGAAAAGACGGAGAAGUGCUCUGUGUUUUUUGCAACAAUGGGCUUGGAGCUGCAAUAGUAUGAGACGAUCGGCGAGAGUGAGAAGUUCAAACAGAAGGGAAGCUGAAAGAGACGAUGUUCAAUUAGAAGAGACUCUUCGAAGAAUAUUUCCUAGCACCUUAUUACCAGACACAGUGAAACUAACCAAAGAUGAUCCAUCUAAAAAUAUGGACGAUUCUAUGGAUACAAUGGACUUGUAUCAACUGUUUGCAAAUCAAGAAAAUAAUAGUAUCGCUACGGAAACAAUCAAAAGUUCGGAAAGUUCAAAAUCACCGAGUCCCGAUACAAGUCAGCAGCAAAAUUAUUUUGGUACAGAAUCUGAAACAGCUGAUGUGAACAUAUUUAUUACUGAACACAGUGGUAAAAGCAAUUUAAUGAUAAUCAUAGCAAAAUAUACAGAAUUUUUAUGCACUAAGUGGAAUCGAGAAUGGCCAAAAGGAAUGUCAGAAAUAUAUUUACAAGCUUAUACAUUUAUGAGAGAACAUAUUCCACAUCCAUCACCAUUUGAAGAAGAUGUAAACGAUGAUAUUUUAAAAUUAGAUGCUGAAAUGACUUUAUUAUUCGGUGAACUUCAUACAGAUAGGUGGUUGAGUAAUAAACCAGACAUCCUACCUUCUUCUACAUUAGAUAAACUUGGUACAGGAAUGCCAUCAGAGGAAUUAGGUCAUAUAAUUUUUACAAGUGUCAGACAUGAUAUUUUAAAUGAAGAAAAUAUUUUCAUAUUAUUGAGGGUUUUAUGGCUUAAAGCCAAUAUCUUUUUGUGCCAAGGUGACACGGAUAUCGUCAUCGAAACUAUAGAAUUAUUGUUAAAUCAUAUGCAAGAAUUGGAAAAGAAGAAUCAAAAUAUUUAUCUUAAAUUGCCUAAUUGUAAAUGUAAUUCUCGCAUCAGUAUUAAAAUUGUGGAAAAGAAGCUAAGAUCCAUUCAGAGGGGACAAAAGCUAGGAGAGAUACAAAGCCUGUAUGAUGAAAAAAAAUAUGCAGAACUAGCCUACAUAUUGCAAGAUACGUUUAAAUUCGCGAAACAGGGAAAUAAAUUGUUGUCCGUUAACGAUAACAUUGUCGAUAGAGUUCAACAGUUAUCGAUGUUAUUAGAUAGUUUAUGGCAACUUCAGCAAUAUGAAGAAUGUUACGUAUGGGCAGAAGCGUGUCUUAACGAGGCAUGGCAGAAUUACAUAAAUGCUUUUGAUGAAAUUGAACAAAAGAAGUGGACAAUGUCUGUUCUAACGGCACUUGAAAAGCUGGAAGCAUGCACAGUUGAAGUUAGCACAUUCAUUCUAAGGUAUUUGCCCGAGAAUCGUCUUUCGAGAUUAGUUCAGAAUUUGGUUCACAUCGUUUGCAGUCAAUUGGAUGUAUCUGACACUACUGUGGAAAUGCCACUUGAAACCGUUCUCCCCUGGAUCCUAUUACACUAUAUUUUACAGUACAAAGAGGACAAAGAGAGAGCAAAGGUUGAGUCGUCAUACAAAAAUAGACAGCACAGUUCCAACUACUCCGAAUCAGAUGACGAAGAUGAAGGUGUUCCAGCAUCUAUAAUGAUUUUAUUCAUUGCUCAUGAAUUCAUGGGAAGACAUUCAUGGUGUUGUUAUAACGAGGCGAAGCUCUUGUUCUUCACCUUGAAUCUGGUAAUUCCAAAGUUAGAAACACCACAGUUUGUCAGUAUAAAGAGCAAAGUUUCUAAAUAUCUGGAACAGAUAUUUUAUUGCCUGUAUGGCCAUUAUAAUAGAGUGAACAAAGGGCGCCCGAAGCAUCUAGAGGAACACGGUGUUCCUAAGAUGAAAGUAACUUGGGAGGGAGCGCAAUUGCUGUUCGAAUUCUAUAAGCCCAAGCAGAUACCAGAAUUUUGCUCGCCUAGAUCUCUAACAAUUAGUGCGGACACGGAAGAGCUUUUCAAGCGCAUAAUGAAGCUAAUUCCUUCAGAAAGCGAUCCAAGUCAAGUGAUAGAUGAAAUGAGAGCCUACAUAAUGAGUGAACGAGAUACGAUGCCAACGGUUAAGAAACCUUUGCCACACUCUAUGUCCACCAUUUACUACUUGUUGGGAGAUUUUUAUUUCAAGAAUGGCAAGUGGAGUGUAGCGAUUCGUUAUUAUUUAUUAGAUUUGUGUUUCCAUCCGUCAAGGUUAAGCUCUUGGACUGGCUUAGCAAUGUCAUCGGGCACUGUAAUAGAGUCCUGGUUAAACAAAUAUAAACCAAUAAACGAAGAUAAACUUCUAGCAAAGGCGAAGUUGACUCAGUCCAGUUAUAGGCAUGCUGUAGAAUUGGACUCUUGUAAUCAUAUUAUAUGGACAGAAUAUGGAAGCUUUGCCUAUGUUGUUCACUCGUUCUGUUCGCGAUUGUUAAAGCAAGAGACGGACACGUUGAGUAUGGAACGGUUCGAAUUUUUAGAAACUCGAAAAGAAGAAAUGUUGGAAAUCGCGGAUCAAUGUUUCCAGUCCUGUGCACGUUUAUUUAUUGGAAUCAAGGAUGGAACAAUACGCCACGAUGAAAGAUGGCUUUACCAGUAUAUGCUUGGUAAAAUUACAGAGAAAAAAAACCAGGAUCCUCCAAUAUUUUUGGAAUAUUAUGCAAAGGCUAGCGAAUUGUUGUAUCAUAAUAAUGCACAAUACCCACGUAGAAUAAGCCACAAGUGUCCACAGCAUCUUUCAGUUGAAGCAUUAGAGGUGCAUUAUCGUAUCCAUGCGAGUAUAUUGAAAUAUCUGGAACAACACGAGGGCAAACCUCUGAAGAAAUCAUUAGGACAAGUGUUGCACUUGCAUUUAGAGAAGUGCGCUGAAGGGCCCUUCAUGAAGUACAGUUCGAAGCUGAGCGAAAGAGGUAAAGAAGAUGGCUUUUUUGCGGGUAACAAAAACACUGGAAAAGAAGUAGAGCUUUCUGCCGAGGGAGACAGAAAUGUUGUUACUGUUUGUCAGCGUUCGAACAGCAUUGAGGAAAUCGAAAUAGUAGAUAGAACGAACAAAGGUUUCAGUACGAAUCAGCGUGUCGAGAAAACAGAAAUGCGUAAGCGUCCUCUGGCCGACAUGCCGCACGACAACGUGAAGAAGAUAAAGCUUGGCAGCGUAUCGCAUUUACAAUUGAUGCAAGAUGUCGUAGCUCUAAUAGAUGAUGUGAUUACGAAAGUUUGUGUCAUGGUCUCGCAGAAAGAAAAAGGAGAUGACAUUAUGGUGUUGUCAAGUGAUGAGAGCAAUGAGUCGAAGUCGCAGAGGAAAAGAGCGAGGACAAAGAAUGUUGAAAAAACGAAAUUGCAGGUGAAAUCUUCCAUCGAGAAUAAAAAGGAUUUUACGAACCCGUUGAAAAUGGGCAGCGCGAAUGAACCCGAAGAAAAAUUAGAUAAUGUACAGGAUUUAAUGGACGCGCUAAUGAAACAAGCGAUGGAGGUUAGUCAGGAAACGCGGCAAUCAACGCCCGAAGACGAUGACACUAGAAAAUUUGAUGGGAAAUGGCUGCAAAGCGACGACUUACACGGCAGUAGCAAAGACAUGAAGGAAAAGUCUGGUGAUAAAAAGAAACUAGCAAGUACGACCAAGGAAGAAGUAACAUUAAGUAGAAGAGGUUCCCAAGAAAGCACCACGACAACACAAACAACCACGACAACAACGGAAACGAAUAAUUCCAGUUCAAGCAGUAGCGAUGAAUCGAGCAGUAGCGAAGACAGUUCUGAUAGCGAUAGUUCAAGUGACACUGACAGUGACUCUGGUGAAAGUGACAGUGAAAAGAAGAAAAAGGACUCUAGCUUCGCCCAAAAGGAAGAAAAUAUGACAGAAGAAGAAGUUGCUACAUUGAUAGCAUACUGUUUAGCUGGUCUAGAACAGUGUAUUUUAAGAUUCUCUGAACACUACAAGUCAUUCUAUAGAUUGUCACACUUCUUCUUCAAUAAUAAGACUGCCAAAGAUAUAACCAAAUGCAGAAAUCUUUUGCUAGACAGCUACAAUUGCCAGUUUUAUCAGGGUGAGAAUUUUCAAGGACUUUUUGCUGAUAGGAAGAGUACUAAUUUCUUCAGUGGUGUUUGGCAUAUACCAAAUGGAGAAGUAGAUAGACCAGGAAGCUUUGCAUUUCAUAUGUCAAGAUGUGUAACAUUAUUGAUGCAAGUACUUAAAGAAACAAAUGAUGGCCGAAUGUUAAUGCAAUUAAGUAUACAACUUGGGAAGAUACCAGAAUCAGACAAGAAAUAUUUACGUGAUACAGAAAGGGAGCAAUUGUCUCGUCAAGCGCUAACUCUCUGCUUACAGUCUCUUAGAACAAAAGUGCAAUUAAUGGGACCUACUACUUCUGAUCCUGCAUCUAGCAAAAAUCCAGAUGCUCGAACUCAAGUACUGCUUGAUACGUAUUGGGUAUAUCAGAGAGCUGUAAAAAAUUUUCAAACUAAGGAACAAACUAUACAGACACUUUCUGCUUUGCUAGUGGACACAUAUAAAACAUAUGUCGGUAACAAAAACUUGGAAGGAAAUAUUUUGGAAAUUGCUACAAAAUUCUGUAAUGAUUAUAAUUAUAAUCGCAAAGUUUUAAGCAAAUUCUUCUCUAGUCUUGACAAACCUACCACGGAUACUCAGGCACAACCUCAAGCUGUUUCUCCAACUCCUCAGGUGGUCACAACUCAACCUCAGAUUAAUUCAACAUCGUCACAAUCAUCUCAAAACCGAAAACCAUACAAAAGUAUGACAUCCACUGGUCGACCAAGAGGACGACCGCCGAACGUUAAUAAGUAUUUGCAAGCCAUGCAACAGGGUAGCAACACAAUGAAUCAGUUCAACACAAAAGCGAACUUCACCAAUUACAUGGGAGCUUCUGGAAAUCGUUCAUUGAUGAAUCCUUACUUCAUGCAUCCGCUAGUCGAUCCAAACAUAUUAUCAGCUAUAUUAACUAGUGGUUUAAGCGGUAGCAUGAUGGAUCCUCUAUCAACCAUGAAUUACUUAAAUCAAAUGGGUAGUUAUCAAGACAUUCUCAGACACUAUCAGAACAAUCUCUCCUCGUUGUCCAACCUGACUAGUGGCUUAAAUAACAUAAUUGCUACCGCGCCUAAUAUUAGCAAUGUACCUACAAUGAGUACAUCUACCUCUAGUAUUAAUACCACCCCCAGUAUGAGCAAUUUAGGUAACUUAAAUAAUCUGACGGUACAACAACUGUUAAAUUUAAGUAACUCCACGGCCACUACUGUACGCUCUACACCUAUGUAUCAGCAGGCAGCUACGACAAAGACGACCACUACCACCGCAUCGAUCACUAAAGAUAGACCUAGUAUAUCGAUAACGCCGGUGAACACAGUGCCGCCUAAAAAUAAACCUUCUAAACAAAGCUCGCAAAGCGACGCGUUGCCAAUCCAACUUUCAAAGUCUCUGCAAAUAUCGCAGCCUUCAAAACCAGUUCUUCAACCACCAACUACCCAAGUUUCCCUUUUGAAACCAUCCAUUGUUCAGCAUGUUAAAACCAGUCCACCGAAACAGAUGAGCGCGCCUCAAAUUCGAGUUUCAAAGUCACUGACCGAACCCCAACCAGCACACAAUCCCUCAUUAUCGCAUUCUCCAUUAAAAAGUAGCACCACUACGAAUUCAACAGUGGUACCACAAGUUGCACAUACCACAAUAGGUCCAUCGAUGGGCCUAAAACAAACGUUACCGAUGAAUGUACCUACUCCUCAUUCAGGGACAUCACUACAACACAAAUUGUUGUCAAAGAAGAAUUCACAGCGCCCAUAUUCACAAGUGAACGUGCAAAACCCUAUGAGGAAAAUGAAACCAGCCAAAGCGAUACCCACGUUACCUAGCAGUUUCUCUACUCUGUUGAGUGCGAUGCCUGGCAGCUCAUCCAUGACGCAACCACCUUUCAUACCGCCUGAACUAAGCGGAAUCUCUGUGAGUCCUGUGAAUCCUCAAACUGGAUUAAAAGGUACAGGUAUGAAAUAUACGAAUUACAAAAAAUCAUCUGUAAAAACGAACCCACCAGCCUCCAUAGAUACCACCAGUUCUUUGACCAGUUCGUUCCCUCAAGGGAGCUCUGUGGAGGCUCUAUCGAUGCUUUCCCAACUUAAGCAACAUUCGCAUUUGGAGAUUAUACCCCAACAAAAACCACAAAUGAAACCAACUAUGGAGUAUCCAAAGAAUUUAUCUUCCGGUGUAAGCGUAGUUCCACAAAAAGUAUCAGAUCCUUUGAGGCCAUCAAACGCAGAUUGUAUGACUAUAUUUGACUUACCUAGGGGAAAAUCGAGUAGCGUUUCUAGCAAAAAAGGAGAUAAAACCGCUAAUGAUAGCGUUGAAAUUAUAACAGAUUGCAUGACUAUAUUUGAUUUACCUAGGGGAAAAUCAAGUAGCGUUUCUAACAAAAAAGGAGAUAAAACCGCUAAUGAUAGCGUUGAAAUUAUAACAUUAGAUGAUUGAAUGUCCAUAAUGAAGAUAAGAUUAAAUUAUCUCUCCCCCUAAAUUGACAAUUCACGUUAUGGUUGAGUAUUGCAAUUAUCAGUGGCAAAUUAUAGAGUUCGUUACGUAUUAUUGACAAGGUGUAUAAUUAUACGAACGAUAUUUUAUCAUACUAACACCUUUGCAACAAUACGGUUUCCAUUUCUAUUGAAGACGACUGAUUAAUAAAUUGCUAGCCUUCUCACUUUUGUGCCUAAUGGAAUCGUUCUAUAUGAAGCAUUUAAAUGUCACAUACGAGAAUAGAUAAUAAUAUGUACAUGUAUUCUAAAUCGUGAAAAUAAUUAAGAACCUAACUUUUCACGUAUUCGGUACGUCUCAAGAUAACAGUUUUUUAAUACCGUUUAUUUUCGAAGUGUUCCGAUAACAAUUUAAAUAGCAUAUAUUACGGCGAUUAUUAUUUCACAAUAAUUCCAGAAAAAUGUUCUUGCAUAUUGAAAAAACAAUACAUUAUUUUUCUACUGUGUAUAU
Colletes gigas is the source of this 8518-nucleotide messenger RNA. Its product is annotated as calcineurin-binding protein cabin-1-like. The record is from RefSeq and is a predicted model, not a curated record. Gene Ontology annotation, cellular component: nucleus. The coding region runs from base 128 to 8011 and encodes 2627 amino acids. The transcript has 14 exons. Gene Ontology annotation, biological process: chromatin organization. Lineage: Eukaryota; Metazoa; Arthropoda; Insecta; Hymenoptera; Colletidae. Gene Ontology annotation, molecular function: nucleosome binding; protein binding.